Molecule: messenger RNA, 4612 nt
Organism: Erinaceus europaeus (western European hedgehog)
Lineage: Eukaryota; Metazoa; Chordata; Mammalia; Eulipotyphla; Erinaceidae
Gene: PKP4
Product: plakophilin 4
Exons: 23
Coding region: 294-3872 (1192 amino acids)
Biological process (GO): cell-cell adhesion; cell-cell junction assembly
Cellular component (GO): nucleus; adherens junction; cytoplasm
Molecular function (GO): cadherin binding
Source: RefSeq, a predicted model, not a curated record
GCGCGGGGCGCGGGAGGCGCCGGGAGGGCGGGGGGAGGGAGGGCCGCCGCGGCCCGGACUUCUUCAGUCCCUCCCCAAUGUCGCCGACGCCCCCGAUCCGCGGAGCUCCGACGGCCGCCGCUCAGCCUGCCAAGGUUAUCACUUAGGACUCGAGGCUAGCACUGGGAAUCCGCUGCUCCUGGUGGCCAUUUUUUCCAUUUUACUGGACAGGAAAGAGAAAUUGAGGGGAGAGAAAAAGAGAGACACCUGCAGACCUGCUUCACCACUUGUGAAACAUCCCCCCAGCAGGAGGAAUGCCAGCACCUGAGCAGGCCUCAUUGGUACAGGAGGGGCUACUACAGACCCGCCAGGAAACUGCCUCCACUGGCCCAGGCAUGGAAUCGGAGACCACAGCCACCACUAUUCUAGCCUCUGUGAAGGAGCAGGAGCUUCAGUUCCAGCGACUCACCAGAGAACUGGAAGUGGAGAGGCAGAUUGUGGCCAGUCAGCUAGAAAGAUGUAGGCUUGGAGCAGAGUCACCUAGCAUCGCAAGCACCAGCUCAACUGAGAAGUCAUUUCCUUGGAGAUCAACAGAUGUGCCAAGUACUGGUGUAAACAAAGCUAAAGCUUCUGACGCUGUUCACUCCAACUAUCUCAUCAGGACAGAGGCAGAACAAGUGGCCCUCUACUCACCAGAACAGACAUCUCUCCAUGAAAGUGAGGGAUCACUGGGUAACUCAAGAAGUUCAACACAGAUGAAUUCUUAUUCUGACAGUGGGUACCAAGAAGCAGGGAGUUUCCACAACAGCCAGAACUUAAUUAAGGCAGAUACUAGAGCACAGCAUUCAUUCAUAGGAUCAACUAAUAACCAUCUGGUGAGGAACUCAAGAGCUGAAGGGCAAACACUGGUUCAGCCUUCAGUAGCCAGUCGGGCUAUGAGAAGAGUCAGCUCAGUCCCAUCCAGAGCACAGUCUCCUUCCUAUGUCAUCAGCACAGGCGUGUCUCCAUCAAGGGGCUCACUGAGAACUUCUCUGGGUAGUGGAUUUGGCUCUCCAUCCAUGACCGAUACCCGACCACUGAACCCCAGCACGUACUCCUCCACCACAUUACCUACGCAGCGGGCAGCCUCUCCUUUCUCUGCACAGAGACCCACCUCCCCAACUGCUGUGAAAAGAAUUGUUUCAGUCACUUCCCGGCAGACCUCUAACCCCAACGGACCAGCCCCUCAGUACCAAACUGCCACCAGAGUAGGAUCCCCACUGACCCUGUCAGAUGCACAGACUCGAGUAGCCUCUCCAUCCCAAGGCCAGGUGGGGCCAUCGUCCCCCAAACGCUCAGGGAUGACUGCCGUACCACAGCACCUGGGGCCUUCACAGCAAAGGACUGUUCACGACAUGGAGCAGUUUGGGCCGCAGCAGUAUGACAUUUAUGAAAGAAUGGUUCCACCUCGGCCGGAUAGCCUGACCGGUUUGCGGAGUUCCUAUGCUAGUCAGCACAGCCAGCUGGGGCAAGACCUCCGUUCAGCUGUGUCUCCUGAUUUGCACAUCACUCCUAUAUAUGAAGGAAGGACUUAUUACAGCCCAAUGUACCGCAGCCCGAACCAUGGCACUGUGGAGCUCCAAGGAUCACAGACGGCUUUAUACCGCACGGGCUCAGUAGGUGUUGGAAAUCUACAAAGGACAUCCAGCCAACGAAGUACCCUUACAUACCAAAGAAAUAAUUACGCUCUGAACACCACAGCUACCUACGCAGAGCCCUACAGGCCGAUACAGUACCGAGUGCAAGAGUGCAACUACAACAGACUUCAGCAUGAAGCACCAGUUGACGAUGGCACCACCAGAUCACCAUCAAUAGACAGCAUUCAGAAAGACCCCAGGGAGUUUGCCUGGCGUGAUCCUGAGCUGCCUGAAGUCAUUCACAUGCUGCAGCACCAGUUCCCAUCGGUCCAGGCAAAUGCUGCCGCCUACCUGCAGCACCUGUGCUUUGGGGACAACAAAGUGAAGAUGGAGGUAUGUAGGCUAGGGGGAAUCAAGCAUCUAGUUGACCUCUUGGACCACAGAGUUUUGGAAGUUCAGAAGAAUGCUUGUGGUGCCCUCCGAAACCUCGUUUUUGGCAAAUCUACAGAUGAAAAUAAAAUAGCGAUGAAGAAUGUUGAUGGAAUACCUGCCUUGUUACGACUAUUGAGGAAAUCCAUUGAUGCAGAAGUAAGGGAACUUGUCACAGGAGUCCUCUGGAACUUAUCCUCAUGUGAUGCUGUAAAGAUGACUAUCAUUCGAGAUGCUCUGUCAACCUUGACAAACACUGUGAUCGUUCCACACUCUGGAUGGAAUAACUCUUCUUUUGAUGAUGAUCAUAAGAUUAAAUUCCAGACUUCACUUGUUCUGCGCAAUACAACAGGUUGUCUGAGGAACCUCAGCUCUGCAGGGGAGGAGGCUCGGAAGCAAAUGCGAUCCUGUGAGGGGCUGGUGGACUCACUGCUGUAUGUGAUCCACACAUGUGUGAACACGUCUGACUACGACAGCAAGACGGUGGAGAACUGUGUGUGCACCCUGAGGAACCUAUCUUAUCGGCUGGAACUAGAGGUUCCUCAAGCGCGGCUGCUGGGACUCAAUGAGUCAGAUGACCUACUAGGAAAGGAGUCUCCUAGCAGAGACUCAGAGCCAAGCUGUUGGGGAAAGAAGAAGAAGAAGAAGAAGAGGAUGCCGCCAGAGGAUCAAUGGGAUGGAGUUGGCCCUAUCCCAGGACUGGCCAAGUCACCCAAAGGGGUUGAGAUGCUGUGGCAUCCGUCAGUGGUCAAACCAUAUCUAACUCUUCUCGCAGAAAGUUCCAACCCAGCCACCUUAGAAGGCUCUGCUGGCUCUCUCCAGAACCUCUCUGCUGGCAACUGGAAGUUUGCAGCUUAUAUCCGGGCAGCUGUCCGCAAAGAAAAAGGGCUUCCCAUCCUUGUAGAGCUUCUGCGAAUGGACAACGACAGAGUUGUUUCUUCUGUGGCAACCUCCCUGAGGAAUAUGGCUCUGGAUGUCCGCAACAAGGAGCUCAUAGGUAAAUACGCCAUGCGAGACCUGGUCAACCGGCUCCCCGGGGGCACCGGCCCCAGCGUGCUAUCUGAUGAAACCGUAGCUGCCAUCUGCUGUGCUCUACAUGAAGUCACUAGCAAAAACAUGGAGAAUGCCAAGGCUCUGGCCGACUCAGGGGGCAUAGAGAAGCUGGUGAACAUAACCAAGGGCAGAGGAGACAGAUCAUCCCUGAAAGUGGUGAAGGCUGCAGCUCAGGUCUUGAAUACAUUAUGGCAAUAUCGGGACCUCCGGAGCAUUUAUAAAAAGGAUGGGUGGAAUCAGAACCAUUUUAUCACACCCGUGUCGACUUUAGAGCGAGACCGAUUCAAGUCACAUCCUUCCUUGUCUACCACCAACCAGCAGAUGUCCCCUAUCACUCAGUCAGUCGGCAGUACCUCCUCCUCACCAGCACAAUUAGGCAUCAGAGAUCCUCGCUCUGAGUACGCUAGGACCCAGCCACCUGUGCAGUAUUACAAUAGCCAAGGGGAUGCCACACAGAAAGGCCUAUACCCUGGCUCCAGCAAACCUUCACCAAUUUACAUCAGUUCCUAUUCCUCACCAGCAAGAGAACAAAAUAGACGGCUACAGCAACAACAGCUGUACUAUAGCCAAGACGACUCCAGUAGGAAGAACUUUGAUGCAUACAGAUUAUAUCUGCAGUCUCCGCAUAGCUAUGAAGACCCUUACUUUGAUGAGCAAGUUCAUUUCCCAGCUUCUUCUGAUUAUUCAACACAGUAUGGACUGAAAUCGACCACAAACUAUGUUGACUUUUACUCCACUAAGCGACCUUCUUACAGAGCAGAACAAUACCCAGGGUCUCCGGACUCAUGGGUGUAGCAUCGAGAUGCUCAGUGGAGCUCUUUCUAAUCUUGUUAAGAAUGAGAUGAAAAGUCUGUCUUGCUGAUUUGGUGAUGAAAUGAGAAAGUGAAAUAGAAGGAAUGAGUGUAGAGCCUUUUUUUUUCUUUUUUGAGGAAUUAUCAGGGAAAUGAGGGAACUUUUGGGAGAAAUGACUUUGUAAGCUCUAUUUAGGUGUUAAGUCUAAUUACCUGUAGAUUCCAUAGUUUGGUGACAAUGUGGGCGAGGUGAUGAGAGGUUGGAGAAAUGGGUAGAAUGAGAUGGGGAUGUGUAGGUCAAAUUAAAGAUGAAUUUUUAAAUGUGAAUAAAGUUACGUUCUGAUAGUUUGUACAGAGAAAAAUAAAAUGGAUGACCUUCAUGUUUUAUUGCUAUUACUAAAUGUCAAGAUUGUAUGCUAUUAUGUCUUGUAAAUUUAUUUUGUUGGUGUAAAUAUAGAAAUGCCACAUUGGUCAAGUGCCAUCAUUUGUAACGCAGUGUGUCAUUUGAAAAGAGAAUGAAGAAGCUGACAGCUUAAAAAAUAUAGAUGGGAGGCCCACGAAAUUGUUAAUAAUUCAAAUAAACUACAACAUCUUUUGUUUUCAAGGUGAAUAGUGUACCUUUGAAGCACAAAGUCUGAUCUGGCAUAGCAGCUCAUGCCCAUCCCUGCCUCUUCAUAGGACACUUCACUGCCAUUUUCUAUGCACAUAAAAAAUAAAUAAAUGUGGACAUUUCAUCCUUGGAAA